Corticium candelabrum is the source of this 745-nucleotide messenger RNA. RefSeq lists its product as uncharacterized. Lineage: Eukaryota; Metazoa; Porifera; Homoscleromorpha; Homosclerophorida; Plakinidae. The transcript is spliced from 2 exons. The coding region runs from base 236 to 745 and encodes 169 amino acids. The record is from RefSeq and is a predicted model, not a curated record.
CUACUACUAAGUAGUGAUAUGUGACCCAGCGCCCCUUCUAGAAACAACCGUGUCGUUUGGUAUUCCCUUGAGAGACCCAAGACCACCCUGUCAGAAAAGACUAAUUGGCUGUUCUAUGAGCUAAUCCAUAGAUAAUUAGCAGUAGUCACAACUUGUUCAUAUUUACGUAUAUGGUCGACGCAUCUGAUCUUGAAGUUGUACUGCUUCUUUGUCUCAAGAGUUCAACCAGCAAUUAAUGUCUAAACAGCUGCAAGAAGCGUCAAAGACAGCACCGAAGGCAGCUCCAAGACCGCGCCCUCUGCCACCGAGUCCUGUGCCAGUCGAGAAAGUCUUGAAUGCGAAAUCGUACCGGGAGCUGCUGAGCUUGGCUGAGGCACUAAAUGUUGAGGGAAGCGAAGCGGACAGUACGGAGCAGUUGCGAGAACUACUUCUCACACAUAUCAAACUCUCCUAUCGCUUAGACGUGCAAACGAGGGCUCCGCCUAUUGCCGAAACUCUAUCGCUACUCACACAGUACAGUGAGACAAAAAGACAAUUCCUAGAGCUAGUGAACGAGACGGAAGACUUUGUUUAUGGAGAUGUUCUUGAGUGGUUCGUAAAACUCCGAAUCACUAGCGACAAAGUGUGGGUAAAACGUGAAGAUUUUCAAAACAUUAGAGACGAAUGUGAGAAGAAACCAAUGCUGCUGGUUGCAGGUAAUUCGAUCAUUUGCCAAAGCGUAAGUGUUGGUAUUGCAUUCAUUUAA